Messenger RNA from Phycodurus eques (leafy seadragon), 3029 nucleotides. Its product is annotated as G-protein-signaling modulator 2-like. The record is from RefSeq and is a predicted model, not a curated record. The transcript has 15 exons. The coding region runs from base 210 to 2267 and encodes 685 amino acids. Lineage: Eukaryota; Metazoa; Chordata; Actinopteri; Syngnathiformes; Syngnathidae. Gene Ontology annotation, molecular function: protein binding; GTPase regulator activity.
AUAUUUCCGAUGGUUGCUGAAGGCAGCGAGCGAGGUUCUAAAUUAGAAGCAGAUUUUGGGAGGUGGAAGGAGUGGCUUAUUUCCAAACUUCUGCUUCCCGAGCCAACGGAGUCGUCUUCCUCCCAGAUGGACCGAUAAACCUCGCUGUAAACACCUGGGAAAAUACGACGAGGACUACAAAAAAACAAAAACAAACAAACAAACAAAGGAUGGAGUCCUCAUGUCUGGACCUGGCCCUGGAAGGUGAAAGACUCUGUAAGGCUGGAAAUUAUCACGCUGGUGUGUCUUUCUUUGAGUCUGCCAUCCAGGUUGGAACCGAGGACCUCCAAAUCCUCAGCGCUAUCUAUAGCCAGCUUGGCAAUGCUUACUUUCACUUGCAGGAGUACAACAAAGCCCUGGAGUACCAUCGACAUGAUCUCACACUUACAAGGACAAUUGCCGAUGAACUUGGUGAGGCCAAAGCCAGUGGCAACCUUGGGAACACAUUAAAGCUUUUAGGACGCUUUAAUGAAGCUGUGGUUUGUUGCCAAAGACAUUUAGACAUCACCAGAGCUAUGUGCGAUAAGGUUGGGCAGGCUCGAGCGCUGUAUAAUUUUGGGAAUGUUUACCACGCCAAGGGCAAAAGCAUCUGUUGGUCGGGGACAGAGCCAGGAGAGUUUCCAGAGGAAGCAAGGAUAGCCCUGCGCAAAGCUUCACAGUACUAUGAGGCAAACUUGUGCUUGGUGAAGGAAUUAGGGGAUCAUGCAGCCCAGGGUCGCACCUAUGGGAACCUUGGUAAUACCUAUUAUCUUCUGGGAGACUUUGAAACUGCUGUAGCAGCACAUGAAAAGCGCCUACUUAUUGCCAAAGAGUUUGGGGACAAGUCUGCUGAGAGGAGGGCACACUGUAACCUUGGCAAUGCUCACAUAUUCCUCAGCCAAUUUGAAGUGGCGGCUGGUCAUUAUAAGAGGACUCUGCAGCUGGCCAGGCUUUUGAAAGACAAGGCAGUGGAGGCCCAAGCUUGUUACAGUCUGGGCAACACCUACACACUCCUUCAGGACUAUGAGAGAGCCAUUGAUUAUCACCUCAAACAUCUGGUAAUUGCUCAGGACCUUAACGACAGGAUUGGUGAAGGAAGGGCAUACUGGAGUCUAGGAAAUGCCCACACCGCCCUGGGGAACCAUGAGCAAGCAAUGCACUUUGCUGAAAUACAUCUGGAAAUUGCCAAAGAGACUGGAGACAAAAGUGGCGAGGCAACUGCACGGAUGAAUUUGUCAGACCUCCGGCUAGUUGUGGGCUUAAAGUCCAACAUCUAUUCCAACAUCUUCAGAAAAACUAAUAACACUGCUUUGUCAGUAAGCCACCAAAGUUACCUCAACAUGUCAGGGAUAAAGUCACCAUCAAGGAAGCAAGGCAGUGCAGAGAACCUAGACCUGAGUUCAAAUCAAACUGAAAAUUCAUUGCUGCAUCAGGACUGGGAGGAAGAUAGACUCGCAAGGUCUUCAAAACAUAACACAAUAAAGGCUUCCACUAAGCUCUUCCUCUUUCACCGACUAAAAAGCAAGAACCGUAAAAACAACAGAUCUCCAAAAGACCAGCAUGACAACAUGUCAGACCACUCAGUGCCUGAUUUGGACCCACCAGUCUCUCCUAAGCCAGCAUCACAUGACACGAAUGAGGAGGAUGUUUUUUUCGACCUCCUCUCUCGUUUCCAGGGAAACAGAAUGGAUGACCAAAGGUGCUCUCUUUUAGAUGGCUCGAGCCAUCAACCUGCCAGUUCCUCUCUCUCAUCCACCCCACGUGUAGCUGAAAGGAAAUCUAUACUGGAGUGCGAAGCACCAUUGCAGGAUCCUGGUCAUUUCCUGGAGCUGCUGGCCAGCUCCCAGGCCCGUCGUCUGGACGACCAACGAGUCAGCCUGAGCCAUUUUCCUGGCUUGAGACUCAGCACCUGCAACCGGCCCAGUACACCCUCCACCUCCAACGAAAACCAAGGCCCCUCACAAGCCCCCAUUUCCAGUACAGAUCCAGCUCACACACCCUCCCAGUACAGCUGCAUCGAGACCAGUACUAACCAGCCGGAGGGCGAUGAUGUCUUCUUUGACAUGCUAGUUAAGUGCCAGGGCUCCAGAUUGAAUGACCAAAGGUGUGCUGCUCCACCCUUUGCAACACGAGGACAAACUGUCCCAGAUGAGGAGUUCUUUAGUCUCAUCUUGCGUUCGCAGUCAAACAGGAUGGAGGAACAGCGGGUCGGGCUCCCAUCUGAUGUCAGUCUGUCCAAACCAGACUGAUGUAGUGUAUGGAACUAAAUUCAAAUUUUGUAUUAUUUUAGGAUUCAAAAUGGAACUUCUGAGCUCCUGUUUUGUUUGUUUUUAUUUUCUUAAUACCAUGUCAAUGAAAUGAAACUGAGCAGAAAGCAUCAAGUAUUCAUGCUCUCCAAUUAUAUGGGCAAGGUCAUGUGGGGCGUGUGAAAUAUCACGAAUACAAAGCUUCACACUGAGAGCUGUUGUCUUUGGUUAAGUGGCAUAUUUUCCCAGUGCCUCUCAAUGACAUUAAAUGAAAAAGCCAAAAUGAAAGCAAGAAGGAAAUUAUGAACUUCCCAAAACCUUUUGGUACUGGAAGACCCUUGCCAUCAUAUACCCUCUGAUGUGCAAACACACACACUUGGGCAUCUUUUUGGAUUGGUGUAGCCUUUCCUUCUAGUUUAUUGUCAACCAAGUGUUCUUGUUUGGACAUACUAUAUCUUACAUGGGGGCCACAUUCUCUGCUUCCCCAAUGUCAAAUCAUUUGGAAAAUGGUUGUUGGAACAUGUACUGUGUUGUCCCUCGACCGAGGUGUCUCUGGACCAAAGGUUUCUUUGCCAGUCAUAAAACAAAUUUUGUUUAAAGUAUUUCAAGCAUGUAUAUUGCACUUUUGAGUGCCAUGACUAAUUAUUUUUCUUCUUUAAGGUCACACUUUUCAAGGGACUAGAACUGGUGAAAAAUAUUUUUAAUUUUAUACUGAUCAAGUCUCAAAACAAGCACCAUAAAAAAUAAAAUCUUUUUAUUCUCAUG